CGUAGUUUGAGUGAGAAAACUAGUUUGCGUCAAUGAUGGCGCAAGAUUCGAACUACGUCAGUGAGAAGAUGGCGGAUGGAGGCAGCGAGAAUGAUGCGGAGCUACUCAAGGAGAAGGCGAAUAAGUUCUUUAAAGAUAAAGACUAUGACAAUGCAAUCAAGUACUACACAGAGGCGUUGGAGCUCAAUCCCAACAAUGCCAUCUACUACAGCAACCGGAGCCUGGCGUACCUGCGCACCGAGUGCUACGGCUACGCUCUGGCUGACGCCACCAAAGCUCUGGAUAUAGACAAGAACUACAUCAAGGGUUAUUAUCGGAGAGCCACGUCCAACAUGGCGCUGGGCAAGUUCAAGGCUGCGCUCAAAGACUAUGAGACGGUCGUCCGAGUUCGACCGAACGACAAGGACGCCAGGAUGAAGUAUCAGGAAUGUAACAAGAUUGUCAAACAGAAAGCCUUCGAGCGAGCCAUCGCCAGCGACGAGCUCAAGAAGUCAGUCGUCGACUCUUUAGACAUCGAAAACAUGACUAUCGAGGACGACUACUCGGGCCCCAAACUUGAAGAUGGGAAAGUCACGGUCAAGUUCAUGAAGGAAAUGAUGGAGUGGUUCAAAGAUCAGAAGAAGCUGCACAGGAAGUGCGCUUACCAGAUUUUGAUCCAAGUUAAGGAUCUUUUAUCCAAACUUCCAAGCCUUGUGGAAAUCACAAUAAAAGAUACAGAAAAAAUAACCAUUUGUGGCGACACACACGGACAGUUCUACGACCUUCUAAACAUCUUUGAGUUGAACGGUCUGCCGUCAGAAGUCAACCCUUAUUUGUUUAACGGGGAUUUUGUGGAUCGUGGCUCUUUCUCUGUGGAAGUCAUCCUGACCCUCUUUGGCUUCAAACUAUUGUGGCCCGAAAACUUCCACUUGCUGCGAGGAAACCACGAGACGGACAACAUGAACCAGAUGUACGGCUUCGAGGGCGAGGUGAAGGCCAAGUACACGGCCCAGAUGUUCCAGCUGUUCAGCGAAGUCUUCCAGUGGCUGCCGCUGGCACAGUGCAUCAACAGCAAGAUUCUGGUGAUGCACGGCGGACUCUUCAGUGAAGAUGGAGUCACGCUGGAUGACCUGCGGAAGAUCGAGAGGAACAGACAGCCGCCUGACUCGGGUCCGAUGUGUGACCUCCUGUGGUCCGACCCGCAGCCUCAGAACGGACGCUCCAUCAGCAAGCGUGGUGUGAGCUGCCAGUUUGGGCCGGAUGUUACCGAGCGUUUCCUGGAGCAGAACAAGCUGGACCUGAUCAUCCGCAGUCACGAGGUCAAGGCUGAGGGCUACGAGGUCACUCACUCAGGGAAGUGCAUCACCGUGUUCUCUGCUCCAAACUACUGUGACCAGAUGGGAAACAAAGGCGCUUACAUCCACCUCAGGGGAUCUGACCUCAAGCCAGAAUUUCACCAGUUCACUGCUGUGCCUCAUCCGAAUGUCAAGCCCAUGGCGUACGCCAACACGCUCAUGCAGCUGGGGAUGAUGUAGACGCUCCGUCUGCCUGAACUUCUGACCACGACUUCACUCCCUCUAGUGUUCGGACGUCGACCCAAAGCCCCGCCCCCUCCCCUCCAAGAGUUUGGCUAGUCGUUCCUCCAACGUAGGAAAGCACUUAGACUGUCCCUCACAUCUCCACCGGAUCAACCCGAGAGUCUGUGGCUCGGUUCUGACGAUCAAACUCAGCAGACGGGAUCAAGUUUGUGGUUCGUACCAAAGAUCAGUAUCUCCAUAACGAUUGUCGGGUUCUCGCCGGGAACCCCAGGACUCUGGAGCGUCGUCCUGUCAGAUAAACGCGUUGUGAAGUGGGUCAGAGCAGCCUGUGGAUCAGUGUCAGCCCCCGCCCUCCCUCGCCCCACCACAGUGUGAUCAGAACCGAUCUGGGUCCGGUCCGUUUCAGCAGCAGCAUGUGGUUUUUGCACUGUUUCCUGUUGAUCUUGUCUCUACAUCCUCCAGCAGCUUCACACCGGUAACUUCAUCAACACUAGCGCGUGCACACACACACACACACACACACACACGUGGACUCAGCACACUGACGUCCUGAAAAAAAUGCAAUUUGUCUUGAACGCACAGCUGCAUCGUCUGCCAACCCUCGACUUUUUAGAUAAAGAUACACUGAUGUGUAUGUAAAUAUACUGUAUCAUUUAUCAUGUUUCUGUGUCAUGUUUGAGAAAAUAUUGAAUAAAAAAAAUCAGUCCAGUGAUUUUUUUUUUUUUUGAAAAGACUUCAAAAUCACUCUUCUUGUGCGUCUCGCGGAUUAUUCAAGGACCUGAAAUAUGCCUCAGCGUCAGUCCCGUUCAUGAUGAAACCUUGAGUCGAUAUGGAAAUACAUGGCCUUCAUCGCUGCUUAUGAUGCUCUUAAAAUAAUAGAAUAUUAGAAUGUCUUAUUCACACAAUCGUACAGAAUCAUGUGUUGACUGUGUUUAUGUACGACAUAAAAUAAUAAGAGACUUAUGAUGAAUGUUGACUUUGAGAGCAAUGUUUUAGCAAAGAGGAUUUUCUGAGG
Molecule: messenger RNA, 2532 nt
Organism: Synchiropus splendidus (mandarinfish)
Lineage: Eukaryota; Metazoa; Chordata; Actinopteri; Syngnathiformes; Callionymidae
Gene: ppp5c
Product: protein phosphatase 5, catalytic subunit
Exons: 13
Coding region: 33-1514 (493 amino acids)
Cellular component (GO): cytosol; nucleus
Molecular function (GO): protein binding; protein serine/threonine phosphatase activity
Source: RefSeq, a predicted model, not a curated record